AUGCUAACCACGCACCCUGUUGAGUUCAGCAUCCUGCUGGUUCAUAUCGCCUCCAAGUGCCUCUACUACAACCUGCUGAUCCGGGAGCUUUGCUCCCUUAUAAUGAAGGAUGUGGACAUGCCAAUAGCAGAAAGUAGCCAUGCAAUCUCCAUCAGAGGAGUUUUCGGGCGCACGGGUGGCUCUCCUCAACUGCGGUCCCCGAGGAGCCAUUGCUUCUCUGCUCCCAUCAGACCAAAUUCACAACCAUACCGACUGGACAUUGGAACAUCUGGGACCUAUUCAGAGCCCAGCACCUUGGACUCCCAGUCUUCGACCACCUUGUUCCUCUCCUCCGAGGACCCAGGCCCCUCCACCACCGCGCUUCCUUCUCCCUCGUCGUCCUGCGAGCCCCAGGCGUUCUCCCCGGGGCCCUCGGUGCUGCCCCCGCUGCUGCCGCCGCUCCCCGCCGCCCCUGCGCCUCCCGCCUCGGGCUCGGGCGCCCCCCGGCGCGCCGGCCUCUACUCGGUGGUCGCCUCCUCCCCGGAGGGAGCCCCGCGCCUCGUCGACUGGCUGCCCGGCUGCCCCUCGACCACCCCUCCCGGCGUCCGCGGGGAUGAGCGUGAUCGGCCGGCUACCUGCGCCCCGCGCCCGGGUGCAGCAGGCAGGGAGGAGGGCGCGGAGGACCCGGGCGCUUCCCCGCCGCCCUGCGCCCGGCCCGCCGCCGCCGCGACCUUGGAAGCCAGCGUCGGGGACAUCCUGGUGGAGUUGCGGACGAUGAAUGGCCACCUGGACGUCAUAGCGAGGGCCCUCACCAAACUGGCCUCGUCCCUGGGGCCGCAGCCGCAGCCGCAGCCGGAUGCCCCGGAUGGCAACUGAUGGAGCUGCCCCCGGACCGUGUAUCCGAGCCGCGCAGUAAAGGGAUCCCGAAUGCGCCAGGCAUCCCUGCCUGUGUCACCCCUGAGCCUGGCGAACCCAGCAGAGGACGGAAUUACUCUGCUCAACCUACUUAUGGGAAGGAAUGGCCCUCCCCUCGCAUUUCAAUCUGAAAUUCUGGUGCUUUUCACACUCUCUACCAUGCCAGGCUCGUUCUCAGCUCUCUCCCGCCUGCCCCACUCCUGGGAGCUCUCCUGGCCCUUCAGGUGUCCUUCUCUUGUUUUGGAGAAGGCCUUGAGCUCCUGGCAGGACAAGUGCCCGAAGAUUGCGGUGGGACCCUGGGCAAGAUGCUCAGAGAACCGUCCUUUCCCGACCCACAUUGGUGACUUCUGAGUCCUGUGGAGGGAAGGCAAGUGCGAAGCAUGUUACAAAGUCAGUCGUUCAAGGGCAGCUCCGGUGUUCCUUUCUUGAGUUGUUGAUGUGGUAUCUGAUCUCUGGUGACUUUUACACAUUUCUUUAAAAAAUAGUUUUGGGAAAAGAAGUUUAUUUUUUCCCAUUAUAACCACAUUUCAAGAGGUUUGGAAAAUAGAGAAGUGAGAAAAACCUGAUGUAUUUGGAGAAGGGGGGUAUUUAAGUCUUUCUUAAGAAUAAGAAAGUAGUUUGUGUAAUA
This is a messenger RNA of Delphinapterus leucas (beluga whale), 1522 nucleotides long. NCBI's taxonomy places the organism in Eukaryota, Metazoa, Chordata, Mammalia, Artiodactyla, Monodontidae. The record is from RefSeq and is a predicted model, not a curated record.